Messenger RNA from Polyodon spathula (Mississippi paddlefish), 3934 nucleotides. Its product is annotated as bone morphogenetic protein 1-like. Gene Ontology annotation, molecular function: metalloendopeptidase activity; calcium ion binding; zinc ion binding. NCBI's taxonomy places the organism in Eukaryota, Metazoa, Chordata, Actinopteri, Acipenseriformes, Polyodontidae. Bases 438 to 3374 code for a protein of 978 amino acids. The record is from RefSeq and is a predicted model, not a curated record. Gene Ontology annotation, biological process: proteolysis. The transcript has 20 exons.
AUUGGAAACAGCAUAGAAUACAACCGCGCCUCGUAAUAAUUAAUCUAAUGAUGGAGGUAAUUAAUGAAGCGAUAAAUUCUCAGCUGCGGCGCACGACUCCUUCAAUAUACAAACGCGUUAUAUUUGUUUCUUUUGAUGUGAAAAUAAAAGCGGUAUUUUAUGGUGUGUGUGUGUGUAUGCAAGCAAGCGAUGGUCUCCGAUUGCAAAGGUUUGACUCUCCUGGCCUUGCUCCUGGGAUGUAAGCAAAUCGGUGUCCCGGGAUUAGGCACCAUGGAGGGACAGAGCUCUUACACUAAACCCGCCCUCCGGAGGAAUCUCAUUUCCCCCCUCAAAAAAAAAAAAAAAAAAAACCUCCCAUUUUUCUCUCCCUCACAUUCCUCCUGCUCUCCUUUCCUCUCCAUUUCUCCUCUGUCCCAAGCCUUCCCCGGCGCUAAACCAUGGACGUGAAGACGAGAAGCCUGCUUCUGCUUUUAAGUCUCCCGGUCGUGGUGGCGUUGGGUCCGGGUUUGGACUCGGUGGAACUCGGCUAUGAAGUGGAAAUCGAAGACAGUUCGGAGGAGAUCAAUUACAAGGAUCCUUGCAAAGCUGCUGCCUUUCUGGGAGACAUUGCCCUCGACGAGGAGGAUCUGAAAAUGUUCCGCGUGGAGAGAAUUGCAGAUCUCUCCCAACGCGCCAGGGUACACAACUCCAGCGGGCCUGGAGCCAAUGAAACCAAACGCUACCUCAUACGGGAGAGGCGGAGCCAGAGCAGAGCCUUGGGACGUAUGAAGAGGGCAGCGACCUCCCGCCCAGAAAGGGUGUGGCCAGAGGGAGUCAUCCCUUACGUCAUCAGUGGCAACUUCAGUGGCAAUCAGAGAGCCAUCUUCAGACAGGCCAUGCGACACUGGGAAAAACACACCUGCGUGACUUUCAUUGAGAGAACGGAUGAGGAGAGCUACAUUGUCUUCACAUACCGACCUUGUGGGUGCUGUUCCUACGUCGGUCGAAGAGGGGGCGGCCCCCAGGCCAUCUCUAUCGGGAAGAACUGUGACAAGUUCGGGAUCGUCGUGCAUGAGCUGGGUCACGUGAUCGGCUUCUGGCACGAGCACACGCGCCCGGACCGCGACGACCACGUGAGCAUCGUGCGAGAGAACAUCCAGCCAGGACAGGAGUAUAACUUCUUGAAGAUGGAGCCGGAGGAAGUGGACUCGCGCGGGGAGGGUUAUGAUUUCGACAGCAUCAUGCAUUACGCCAGGAAUACCUUCUCCAGAGGCAUCUUCCUGGACACCAUCCUGCCCCGCUAUGAUGUCAACGGCGUCCGACCUCCCAUUGGCCAGAGAACAAGGCUGAGCAAGGGGGACAUCGCCCAAGCAAGAAAGCUCUACAAGUGCUCAGCUUGCGGCGACAGCCUUCAGAACAGCAGCGGGAACUUCUCCUCCCCUGGCUUCCCCAACGGGUAUUCCGCCUACAUGCAUUGCAUCUGGAGGAUCUCCGUCACCCCUGGAGAGAAGAUCAUUCUGAACUUUACCUCGAUGGACCUCUAUCGGAGCCACCUGUGCUGGUAUGACCAUGUGGAGAUCAGGGAUGGCUUUUGGCGGAAGGCUCCACUGAAAGGACGAUUCUGUGGAGACAAGCUCCCUGGACCCAUCAUCUCGACAGACAGCCAGCUGUGGAUCGAGUUUCGGAGCAGCAGCAACUGGGUGGGAAAGGGAUUCUCCGCAGUGUAUGAAGCGAUCUGCGGCGGAGAGGUGAAGAGAGACAGUGGACAGAUCCAGUCUCCGAACUACCCUGACGACUACCGUCCCAGCAAGGUGUGCGUGUGGAAGGUCUCCGUGUCGGAGGGCUUCCAUGUGGGCCUGACCUUCCAGUCUUUCGAGAUCGAGAGGCACGACAGCUGCGCGUACGACUACCUGGAGAUCCGGGAUGGUAUCUCGGAGAACAGCCCUCUGCUGGGCAGGUUCUGUGGCUACGACAAGCCCGAUGACAUCAAGACCAGCUCGAACCAGCUGUGGAUGAAGUUUGUGUCAGACGGCUCUGUGAACAAAGCGGGCUUCGCCGCAAACUUCUUCAAAGAGGUGGACGAGUGUUCCAGAGCCAGCAACGGGGGCUGCGAGCAGCGCUGUGUCAACACUCUGGGGAGCUACAAGUGUGCCUGUGACCCAGGGUACGAGCUGGCCUCCAACAAGCGCAGCUGCGAGGCUGCCUGCGGAGGAUUCAUCACCAAGCUCAACGGCUCCAUCACCAGUCCAGGCUGGCCGAAGGAGUACCCCCCAAACAAGAACUGCAUCUGGCAGCUGGUCGCGCCCACCCAAUACCGAAUCUCCCUGCAGUUCGACUUCUUUGAGACAGAGGGCAACGACGUGUGCAAGUAUGACUACGUGGAGGUGCGCAGCGGGCUCUCGGCCGACUCCAGGCUCCACGGGAAGUUCUGCGGGGCGGAGAAGCCGGAGGUCAUCACCUCCCAGUACAACAACAUGCGUCUGGAGUUCAAGUCGGACAACACCGUCUCCAAGAAGGGCUUCAAGGCUCACUUCUUCUCAGACAAGGAUGAGUGCUCGAAGGACAACGGGGGCUGUCAGCACGAGUGUGUGAACACCUUCGGCAGCUACUCCUGCCAGUGCCGCAGUGGCUUCAUGCUUCAUGACAACAAGCACGACUGCAAAGAAGCGGGCUGCGAUCACAAAGUCACCAGCUUCUCUGGGAUCAUUACCAGCCCCAACUGGCCAGACAAGUACCCCAGCAAGAAAGAGUGCACCUGGGCUAUCACGAGCACCCCGGGACACCGUGUCAAAAUUGCCUUCAAUGAGGUGGACAUGGAGCCGCACCAGGAGUGUGCGUACGACCACGUCGAGCUGUAUGACGGCCGGGACGCCAAGGCCCCUGUGCUGGGGCGCUUCUGCGGCAGCAAGAAACCCGAGCCGGUCAUCUCCACCACAAACAGGAUGUUCAUCAAGUUCUUUUCAGAUAACUCCGUGCAGAAGAAGGGCUUUGAGGCAUCGCACACGGCAGAGUGUGGUGGGCGAAUGAAAGCCGAGGUGAAGACCAAGGACCUGUACUCACACGCCCAGUUCGGAGAUAACAACUACCCUGGCGCCUCAGACUGCCAGUGGGUGAUCUCGGCUGAGGAGGGCUACGGAGUGGAGCUCAUCUUCCAGACCUUCGAGAUCGAGGAGGAGGCGGACUGCGGCUAUGACUACAUGGAGCUCUUCGACGGCGUUGACAGCAAUGCGUCAAGGCUUGGCCGCUACUGCGGAUCAGGGCCUCCAGAAGAGAUCUACUCCACAGGAGACUCCAUCAUGGUCAAGUUCCACUCGGACGACACCAUCAACAAGAAGGGUUUCCACGUGCGUUUCACCAGCACCAAGUUCCAGGAGACUCUGAACUUGAGGAAGUGACCCUUGGGGGCCGGGCAGGCGGGCGGGAGGGGCAAGGAUGGGUCUCGAAGCAGGGCGGGGCAGCGCCGGGUGCCAGCGAGACGAGGGAUGAGGCGCGUGCCCGCGGCCCGGAAACCUCCAGUCACAAGGCAGAGGAUCAAAACCAACACCAAGAACCAGGGGAAGAGUAAAAAACACACCACGACAGACACGGCCGGGCCACACCCGGACACUGUGAGGAGCAAAGCCAUGCGCUAAUGGAUCUAGUCUUUACAGUAUUAUUAGUUUUCAGUGUUGGGGUGGGCUGGGGGAGGUAGUUCGUCUGUCUGUGGGGGUGGGAUUUCAUCAGAUUUUAUGAUUUUUAUUUCUUUAAACAUGAAGAUCGCUGUGGAUCAAUAAGACACAAGAUGACUGAUUUUGUUUUAUUUUUUUUUCUCGUGGGGAGGGAAGGCUAACAUCCUCAUACUUACUCUCUGGGAGAAAGAUUUGGUAACGCUUGGUAAAUGUAUACAGCUCUGGCCAAAAGCUCUGCAUCACCUAGAAUUUUAGGAUUGAAACAUAAUAAAAAAAAUAAAACUAUA